AUGGUAAAUACAAGAGUUCACAGGCGUGCUGUUAAGGAUGAAAAUCCCACAGAACCUACAAAAAAACCGACGAAUACGAAAUUAACGACCUCACCGUCUAAUGGGAGCAACAACAAAGACAGUAAAGUCAAAGGUGAUACUCAAAUAGCAGCCCUUCCAAAUGAUAUAGGAGAUGCAAGAACCACACUAAAAGCAAUCUCAACAGCAAAAGCAGUCAUUGUGUCAAACAACCCGUCGACUAAAACCAGUACAACAGCUGUUGCUAUCACAUCCAAUGAUGUUACCGCAGAAAAAACAAAUUCCAGUUCUAAUUCACUAGGCGCUGGUGCAUACAUAGGAAUUGGAUUGGGAAUAUUGGUCGUUAUAGGUUUGGCUGGAUUUUUGAUGCGGAAAAAAAUCAAUCGUCGUAAAGAUUCAGAGAAAUCCGGUGAUAAAGAGUGGAAUAGAAGUAUUCCUUCUCAUAAUCAGACCGCAGCAUAUAAUAAGGAUAACACAGCAUAUACUAAGGAUAAUGCAUAUUCAAAUCAGGCUCCAAAUUCCUCGGUUGAUAAUACUCCAAAAAUGACGCAAGUCCGGAAUUUUAAUUCUAGCACGAAAGAUGAUACUUCGAAUUAUAAUGUGGCUGCGUCUGGAGGUGCUGCUUGGGACUAUCGAUAUGGCACGGCUGAAAACGAUAAAAAAGAUAAGCCUUUGGUUGCGUCUAACGAAAAACCGACACAGUCCACUUUUUCCAAACAAUGUAGUGACUCCGCUCCAAGAUUACCUUCUCCCAAGCAGACAGAUUCUGACGCAACUUCUUUCUAUAGUAAAGCACGAGAAUCACUUCAAUAUAUACUUAACGUUGACGACGCUUUUUCAUCUAUUUCUUUAGAUGAUAAUCAAAGUUCAAUACAUCGUCCCACUUCUCCUUCACAAUCUUCACAGACCGGAAGUAAAAGGGUUUCUUCUCCACUUCGUCCCACUUCUCCGCAAUCUUUUGAAAGUAAAGCGAAUAAAAGGGCUUCUUCUACACUUCGCCCCACUUCGCAAUCUUCACAGGUUGACAAUAAAGAAAAUAGAAAGAUGUUUUUGCGACUUUCUAAAGACAUCGAAAAAAAUAAAGUAGCAGAUCGAUCGUCUUUCGUCGAGCAUAUGGAAAUGAUGCUUCAGAAUUUCGACUCAAAUAAAACAACGCUAAAUACGCCCGAAUUUGCUCAAAAUAGACCGGAUUCGCAUCCUUUGGAAGAUUUGGAAGAAAUGUUGGCGAAAUUCGCUUCUAUCGAUCCAAAGAAUAAAGCAAAUACUCAGCAAACCAAUAAUAUUUCUGAUGCUGCUCUUCCUCAAACUCCUCCCCAAACUCUCAAUCCUACUCAUAAUAGGAACUCGAAAUUGAUAAGAAAUACACCAUCACCUUCGCCAAUAAAUAUACCCGAGGCUCGGACCUAUCUUAAAAAAGAUACAGUUCCCUAUUCUAAACCUUCUUCCCCGCCAGUAGUAAACAGUCGGUUAAUUUCGCCGCCUCCUUCAGUUUUAUCUAUGCCCAAAAAAGAUAAAACUGCUAGUCGGGAACUUGAGUCUAGUUUUCGUCAAUCAACUCAAACACUUUCUUCAAUUGAAGGUACUAUUUUAAAGAAGGCAUUAACUGAAGAACCAUCGAAAAUUUCGGUUGUUGAUCAAAAUAAAGGCAAAAAUGAGCCUAAAAAUACAGAACCAAAGAUUCUAAAGAGCCCGCAGUUUAAUAAUCUAAAUAAGACUCUUUCUUCUAGUUCAGAGAGAAAUUUAGCUGUAAAACCGAAACCAACAGAAUCAGUAUCCCCGCCGAUUUCACCCACCUUUUUGGGUAAAAAACCAAAGAAAGCUGUCGGAAUAGUUAAUGAUUAUGUCAAAAAGUUUGAAAAUGAGGCUAAAUCUGCUGUAAAAACUCCGAUCCCGGUUAAAAGAUCUUCAAUUCAGAUGUCGCCUUUCAUUAAAGAAGCCACAUCGCUUUCCGCUAAAAGAUCUUCAAUACAGACGACUCAGCCUGGCAAAGAAUCUACGCCAAUUCCUAUCAAACGAUCUUCAAUACAAAUUCCUGCAACUUUUAAUAAGGAUGUCAAUAAUAAACCAUUGGGAGACUCCCCGCUACGUGGGGAUGCAAAUUCCAGAGUAUCAAUUCCAAAACCACAAAACGCUGCAAAGGUAGAAGAAAUCAAGGCAAACUUGACUGGUGAAAAAAAGAAUGAAGAAAAAAACGAGAAAAAAUCCGAUCCUAAAUUACCAGCGAUCUCAGUAACACCUUCGAAUCGUGAAUCGACACUAAACGAGAUCAAAGACAAUAAUAAGGAUAACGACACUGAUUCGAGUCCUAAAGCAGUCCGUGAAUCAGAAUCAGAACUAUCCAAUAUACAAGUAGCAGUUAAAGUUAACGUCGCUCGAAAACAAACUGCUGUAGCAAGUUACCCCGCAGUUGCAGAUUCAAAUCAAGAUACCGAAAAUAAUCUUAGUGCUCCUGAUACACCUAAAUUCAACGUCACUUCGGCGGAAAUGUCAGAUGACAACGACUCGAUAUAUGUUGAUCCAGAGUCCAAUACAUCGUCAGCUAGAUCUUCUUUAUCAUCGACAUCAUCUUCUGCAAAUUCAGCCGCCACCUUGGUCGCACCCACAGACUCUGCACCCAAAGACACUGCACCCAAAGACACUGCGUCCAAAGACACUGCAUCCAAAGACACUGCAUCCAAAGACACUGCAUCCAAAGACACUGCACCAAAAUCAUAUAGAAGCCCCACAUUAAGUAUGUUUGGUCUAUAUGAUUCAGAGGAUAAUGGAAGUAUUUACCGUAAAAGUCAACAGUUGGAAAGUCAGCCAGUUGACCUUGAGAAAUCUUAA
Molecule: messenger RNA, 2844 nt
Organism: Ambispora gerdemannii
Lineage: Eukaryota; Fungi; Glomeromycota; Glomeromycetes; Archaeosporales; Ambisporaceae
Source: the annotation of a GenBank genome assembly